CGCUGGGCGGGUCAAAGGCUCCGGCUCACGCAGAAGUUUCUGGGUGCCGGCGGCGGUGCCAUGCAGGGUCCCCCGGGAGCAGGGGACAGCGGGGUCCCUGCCAGCCCCUGUCCCGGUGAGGCUGCGGACGCUGUCCCGGAGCUCCCUGACCCGCCGGUCCCUCCCCGCAGCGGCUCCCGCCGUGACGGCCGAGCUCGGACCCCCGGCCCCGCAGCCCUGACGGGAGCGGGGGCUCGGACCGGUGCCCCCGGCCCCCUCUGCUCGCCGGCCAUGGGCAGCCACGAGAAGGACCCGUCCUCUCCGAAAAGAGCCCUGUCCCGCUCCAACAGCACCGUGUCUUCCAAGCACAGCAGCGUCCAGCAGGGCUCGGAGAGCUGGGAGGUGGUGGAGGAGCCCCGAGGCCGGGGCAGCCCCGGGCAGCAGCCGCAGCGGCACGAGGGGUACCUGCUCAAGAAGAGGAAAUGGCCCCUCAAGGGCUGGCACAAGCGGUACUUCGUGCUGGAAAACGGGAUCCUGAAAUAUUCCACCACGCGCCAGGACGUCCUCAAGGGCAAACUGCACGGUGCCAUCGAUGUCCGGCAGUCCGUCAUGUCCGUCAACAAGAAGGCGCAGAGGGUUGACCUGGACACGGAGGACAACAUUUAUCACCUCAAGAUCAAGUCCCCGGAGCUGUUCUCCAGCUGGGUGAGCAGCCUCUGCAGCCACCACCAGGGCGAGCGGCCGGAGCCGGGGGGUCCCGCGGGGACAAACACGCAGGGCCAGUGGACUCGGAUCCUGCCCUCGGGCAGUGCCCCCGCCCUGUCCACGCUGGCCAGCUCCCGGGACAAGGUGGACGCCUGGCUGAAGGACAGCGAGGGGCUGGAGCGCUGCUCGGCCGAGCUGUCGGAGUGCCAGGCCAAGCUGCAGGAGCUGACGGGAAUGCUCCAACAUCUGGAGGCUCUGCACCGCAUCCCCUCGGCCCCGCUCAUCUCCGGCAGCCAGCCCUCGGCCGCCACGGAGAGGCCGAAGAAGGGCCGGAGGACCACCAAGAUCUGGUGCACGCAGAGCUUCGCCAAGGACGACACCAUCGGCAGGGUGGGCCGCCUGCACGGCUCUGUCCCCAACCUGUCCCGCUACCUGGAGUCGUCGCAGAGCCAGCUGCCCUUCAGCCUCCCCCCGGAGUACAGCCAGCUCCAGCGCAGCUUCUGGGUCCUGGCCCAGAAAGUGCACGGCUCGCUCAGCAGCGUGGUGGCCGCGCUGGUGGCCGAGAGGAGCCGUCUGGAGGAGAUGCGGCUGGCGCUGGACAGGCAGUGUCCGGCCCCACGCCCCGGCAGCGCCGGCACCGCCGGGCCCGCCCUGCGCCGCUUCCAUUCCCUCUCCGUCUCCUCCGACACCACCCUGGACUCCUUCGCCUCGCUGCACCCGGAUGAGCCGGACGCGCUGCCCGCCAAGGGCCGGGAGCAGCAGCUCUCCAACCGCAGCAUCGUCUCGCUGGCCGACUCCCACACCGAGUUCUUCGAUGCCUGCGAGGUUUUCCUCUCCGCCAGCUCCUCUGAGAACGAGGUGCGGGGGCUCUGCUGGGUGCGGGGGGCUCUGCUGGGUGCGGGGGGCUCUGCUGGGUGAGGGGCUCUGCGGACCCCCUGCCACCCCUCGCUGCUCGGGCCGCCGCCGCUGGAGCCGCCGCUGGAGCUGCCGGGGCCGGACCCGCGGCGGAGGAGCCGCCUGCCCGCUCCCCCAGCACCCUCGGGGGACGUGAGCCUGUGGGGGCUCCUGAGGAGCAGCGUGGGCAAGGACCUGUCCCGGGUGGCGCUGCCCGUGCAGCUGAACGAGCCGCUCAACACCCUGCAGAGGCUCUGCGAGGAGCUCGAGUACAGCGCGCUGCUCGACCGGGCCAGCCGCGCCCGGGACCCCCGGCAGCGCCUGGUGUACGUGGCCGCCUUCGCCGUGUCCGCCUACGCCUCCACCUACUACCGGGCGGGCAGCAAACCCUUCAACCCCGUGCUGGGCGAGACCUACGAGUGCGUGCGGCCCGACCGCGGCUUCCGCUUCAUCAGCGAGCAGGUCUCCCACCACCCUCCCAUCUCCGCCUGCCACGCCGAGUCUGAAAAUUUCGUCUUCUGGCAAGACAUGAGGUGGAAGAACAAAUUCUGGGGCAAAUCCCUGGAGAUCGUCCCCAUGGGCACAGUCAACGUCCAGCUGCCCAGGACCGGGGACCACUACGAGUGGAACAAGGUGACCACGUGCAUCCACAAUGUGCUGAGCGGGCCGCGCUGGAUCGAGCACUACGGCGAGGUGCUGAUCCGCAACACCCGCGACGCCUCCUACCACUGCAAGCUCACCUUCUGCAAGGCCCGGUACUGGGGCGCGGGGGCCAACGAGGUUCAGGGGGCCGUGCUGAGCCGCAGCGGGACGGCCGUGGAGCGCCUGGCGGGCAAGUGGCACGAGGGGCUGCACCGCGGGCCCGCCCCGGGCCAGUGCGUCUGGAAAGCCAACCCCAUGCCCCGCGAGCACGAGAGGAAUUACGGCUUCACCCAGUUCGCGCUGGAGCUGAACGAGCUGACCCCGGAGCUCCGCAGGGUGCUGCCCUCCACGGACACUCGCCUGCGGCCGGACCAGCGGUACCUGGAGGAGGGGAAUGUGCCGGCGGCCGAGGCGCAGAAGCGCCAGAUCGAGCAGCUGCAGCGGGACCGGCGCCGAGUGAUGGAGGAGAACAACAUCACCCACCAGGCCCGCUUCUUCAGGCGUGUGACAGAUGCCAGCGGCAAGGAGUCGUGGGUCACCAACAACACCUACUGGAAACUGCGCCUGGAGCCCGGCUUCGCCCACCUGGACAGCGCCGUGCUCUGGUAGCCACCCCCAAACCCGGGGGGUGCAGAGCCCCCCCAGCUCCUCACAGCAGUGCCCUGCAGUGGGGCUGGUCCCCCCCAGAAUCCCACCCCCCACCCCCUCACCACCUUUCCGAGCCAUUUUUCCAUAAAACUGUGAUGUAAAAACGGGAGGGGGGCGCUGGCAAUGCCCCCCCAGCCCCGCCCCAGGGCAGAGCCUUGGGGGCAGCUGAGGCGCUCUGGGGCUGGCAGUGCCCCCCUGCCCUGGGGGCACACGAUGAUAAAAGGGGAGGGUUUAGGGGGUCGCAGGGUGCCCGCGGGCGGGAAGACCCCACUGCCCCCCCCCCAAAUUAUGCACAGGGGCUGCGCUAAUAAAGGCUGUGAAGAGUU
Molecule: messenger RNA, 3194 nt
Organism: Parus major (Great Tit)
Lineage: Eukaryota; Metazoa; Chordata; Aves; Passeriformes; Paridae
Gene: OSBPL7
Product: oxysterol binding protein like 7
Exons: 21
Cellular component (GO): cytosol; intracellular membrane-bounded organelle; plasma membrane
Molecular function (GO): cholesterol binding
Source: RefSeq, a predicted model, not a curated record